GGCGGGAGCGCGCCGGGCAGCCAGGGGUUAAGCCGACGCGCUUGAGGCGCGGAGGGAUCCGGAGGCGAGCGGAGCUCGGUGCUGAGGCCGGCUCAGCGGAAAAAAAAAUGUCCGCCUGAGGAGACCCACAAGUUCUAUCGGGGGGACCGCCAGCCCGCCCGGGGAGCCACGGGCGGCCAAGCCCGAGAGCCGCCCGAGCCGCGCGGACCCAAGCGCUCGCGCGGGCCCGAGGCCACCGAGCCCGCCGGCGGCGCGAGGCGUAAGGGAGGGGAAAAAGCCCGAGCCCGCGCUCCCGGCCAAAGUGAACUUUAAUCGGGGAGGUUGGAUGCAGAGAGCCCGGGCGGCAGGACCUGCUAGAAGUGGCUGAAGAUGAAUCCCCAGCAGCAGCGCAUGGCCGCGAUCGGGACCGACAAGGAGCUGAGCGACCUGCUGGACUUCAGUGCGAUGUUUUCUCCACCUGUUAAUAGUGGGAAAACAAGACCCACGACACUGGGAAGCAGUCAGUUCAGCGGGUCAGGUAUGGAUGAACGUGGAGGAACAACAUCUUGGGGAACAAGUGGUCAACCAAGCCCUUCCUAUGAUUCAUCUAGAGGUUUCACAGACAGCCCUCAUUACAGUGACCACUUGAAUGACAGUCGAUUAGGAGCCCAUGAAGGCUUGUCCCCAACACCUUUCAUGAAUUCAAACCUGAUAGGAAAAACAUCAGAAAGAGGCUCAUUUUCCCUAUACAGCAGAGAUUCCGGACUAUCAGGCUGUCAGUCUAGUCUCCUGAGACAAGAUCUAGGAAUUGGGAGCCCAGCACAGCUGUCUUCUUCAGGAAAACCUGGAACACCAUACUACUCAUUCUCUGCCACAAGUUCUAGGAGAAGACCACUCCAUGACUCUGUAGCUCUAGAUAGUCCAGAUCUGAAGACUAGAACACAUCUGGCCACAAGCAUUUCAGAUCCUUUGCAAGCAAAGAAAGUAAGAAAGGUGCCUCCUGGCCUGCCUUCUUCUGUAUAUGCACCAUCCCCAAAUUCUGAUGAUUUUAACCGUGAAUCUCCUAGUUAUCCAUCUCCCAAGCCACCAACCAGUAUGUUCGCUAGCACUUUCUUUAUGCAAGAUGGGACCCACAGUUCUUCUGACCUUUGGAGUUCAUCAAACGGGAUGAGCCAGCCUGGUUUUAGUGGAAUUCUGGGGACCUCAACUUCCCAUGUGUCUCAGUCCAGUAGUUAUGGCAGCCUUCAUUCACAUGACCGCUUGAGUUAUCCUCCACACUCCGUGUCACCUACAGACAUAAACACAAGUCUUCCGCCAAUGUCCAGCUUCCACCGUGGCAGCACCAGCAGCUCACCAUAUGUUGCUGCCUCCCAUACUCCUCCCAUCAAUGGAUCAGAUAGCAUUCUAGGAGCCAGAGGGAAUGCUGCUGGGAGCUCACAGACGGGUGAUGCACUUGGAAAGGCUUUGGCAUCUAUUUAUUCUCCUGACCAUACAAGCAGUAGUUUUCCAUCAAACCCAUCAACACCAGUGGGAUCUCCUUCACCUCUCACAGGUACCGGUCAGUGGCCCAGAGCUGGAGGGCAAGCACCAUCAUCCCCAAGCUAUGAAAACUCGCUUCACUCCCUGAAAAAUCGAGUUGAGCAGCAACUUCACGAGCAUUUGCAAGAUGCAAUGUCCUUCUUAAAGGAUGUCUGUGAGCAGUCUCGAAUGGAGGACCGUUUAGACAGACUGGAUGAUGCUAUCCAUGUGCUGAGGAACCAUGCAGUUGGACCUUCUACCAGUCUGCCUACUAGCCACAGUGAUAUACACAGUUUAUUGGGACCAUCCCAUAAUGCACCAAUUGGAAACCUUAGUUCAAACUAUGGAGGAUCAAGCCUUGUUACAAACAGUCGAUCAGCUUCAAUGGUUGGACCUCACCGAGAAGAUUCAGUCAGUCUCAAUGGUAAUCAUUCAGUCCUGUCUAGUACUGUUGCUGCCUCAAACACAGACCUGAACCAUAAAACACCAGAAAACUACAGAGGUGGCUUGCAAAAUCAAUCUGGAAAUGUUGUUCCAACAGAAAUCAAGACUGAAAACAAAGAAAAAGAUGAGAACCUUCAUGAGCCUCCUUCAUCAGAUGACAUGAAAUCAGAUGAUGAGUCUUCCCAAAAAGACAUCAAGGUCUCGUCUAGAGGUAGAACAAGCAGUACCAAUGAAGAUGAGGAUCUGAAUCCAGAGCAGAAAAUUGAAAGGGAGAAGGAAAGGCGGAUGGCUAACAAUGCCAGAGAGCGCCUGCGAGUGCGGGAUAUUAAUGAGGCAUUCAAGGAACUUGGCCGAAUGUGUCAGCUUCAUUUGAAGAGUGAAAAACCUCAGACAAAACUCCUCAUUCUUCAUCAGGCUGUGGCAGUCAUCCUUAGUCUAGAACAGCAAGUUAGAGAGAGGAACCUCAACCCCAAAGCAGCCUGCCUUAAGAGAAGAGAAGAAGAAAAGGUCUCCGCUGCGUCAGCAGAGCCACCAACCACACUGCCAGGAACCCAUCCUGGGCUUAGUGAAACUACCAACCCUAUGGGUCAUCUGUAAACACCAGCCAGUUCCAGUGUCAUCAGUAGGCUAGAUAGAAGGUGACCUCUCCUCAUAAAGACUUGGACAACUCAGAUUACCUGAAGACACAAACCUGACAGGAAGGAGAAGAAAAACAAAAACACUUGAAACAAGAAACUCAAAUGUAAUCCUAUGAUCAAAGCAACUGGUCAACACUUCCAUCAGAAGUGAGGAUAGGAAGCUCAUCCAAGAAUGUCGGCCCGUGAGGUGUUUGCAGCGUAUCAUUCUGCUGUAAGCAAUGUGUCGCUUCUGCACAAUCAGAGACUGUCUCAUCUCUCCACUCAGCGUGGAAGUUGCCUUGUGCCUAAACUGAAUUGACAAAUGCAUUGUAACUACAAAUUUUAUUUAUUGUUAUGGAACUGUGAGGUCUACAUAUAAAGGGAAAAGUUCAUGUGGGAAGCUGAUGUACACUCAGCUGAUGCCAGCAUUGUUAAAGCUGUUCACAAACCGUGGCAACCAUUGGCCCUUAGCAUUCCCGGCAUACCUGUUAGUGUCUUAAAAGGAAGGGAGUCCUUUGUUGCCCUCUCCGACCUUCGCCAUAUGAAUAGUGUUUUCCAUGAAAUAGGAAAAUAUUACUUGGUAUAGCAGUUCUCUCUUGUUUUUUCACUUGUUUUAUUUUCUCUUGGUGGGUGUGAUACUUGGUCUGAGUCUGCACAGUGUAUGGUCACAGUCCAGAGCCCUCCUUGCAGCCUGUGUCCUUUGUCCGUGUCCUCGCAGUGACAAGCAGACACCAUCUGUGACCAGAGCCUAGCUGAGAUUUUGAAAGGGGAAAUAUUGUCCCCUGGAUUUGCCCCAAAUAAACAUUGCUUUAUUUAUAAUAAUCACUAAGACUUUCCAGGCUUCUAGGUUUCAUAGUAAAGCUAUAAUAGCAAAAAGUGUAACUUACAAGGAAGAGUCUACUUUCUAGAAAUUGCUUUGUUUUCCAAGCAGUAAGUACUACAUAAUAUAGUACUUGUAAAGUGUUAGCUGUAAGUAAGCACAAAAUGCAUUCAAUACAAUACAAAGAUGACUUUUCAGGCCAUGAUCAUGGUGAGUGUAACAAAACCCGGUUAGUCACCUGGACAGGCAGUGUAAUGAAUGCACACAACCACUCUGAGGCUAAUUACCUAUGGAAUCCAAGAGCAAUGGUCACAUGUCCUUAUCCUAGCCUUUACUUCUCUGUCCUUUGGGUGGCUGGUCAGUGGGGGAAGGGCAGGAGGGUGAUUUAAUCACCUGCAAACCACCCGCCUCUGCACCAAGAGCCAGAUUAACGCUGAGCUGUACUGUCAGUCCAUCUUACAUUAUGAAUUAAAGCACCCUCUGUCUCUAAUCCUUCAGAGUUGUAUUUAAGACAUAGUAAUCACUUAACUUCCAUGAAAUCUGUCUUCCACCACAGCAGCCCUGGGAGAGAAAACUAUGCUGAACGCAAUGGUCUUGGUUAAGUAGCUUCUUAGAGCCUGUAUCAGUGGUAGUCUGCACACAGAAGAAAAAUCCCAAGUCGUUCUGUAACUCAGAGGCUCCGGAGAAUUUGAAAGAACAAAAACCAUUACAACAGCACUUCAGAUCCUCCAUCAGGACUAUUUAUAACGAGUCAGUCUUUGGUGAAUUUAGUGGACUUCAUUUGUAAACUUUAAUUUGCAUAUGUUCUCCAGUUCCAUCAGACUCUUAUCUGUGGCCUUGUUCUUCAUUUCAGUGUUAAUCAGCUAAACAGAAGUUGUUGCUUAUGAUGUGUGAGUGGACAUAAGCCACUGCCUGGCCUUCUUCUUCAGAGCUCGUUGUCUUUUUCGCUGUAUUAGACUUUGCAGUAUGCCCAGAAGCUUUCCUUCAUAAAAUAGAAAGAAAAAAACAUUUGGCUUAUUUUUCACUGUAGCUAGUCUUUUAUACAAUAAUCUUGUAAGAAAAUUUCUUGAAUUCUAAAUAUUACUCUUUCUAGAUUUUUGAAAUCAAAAAUUUUCAGUAAAAAGUUUCUUACUUUAUUUUAUUAUAUUAGGUAGUUAAAGAAAAUGUAGGGUUAUUUACCAUAACCUGUUCAUUAAUACCAGAAAUUUACAAUAGCAUUUUAAGAGCAUAGUAGGUUCUAGCGUGCCGUGUAGUCCUAUGGAGUAUUGUGAGCGAUUGAUGGAGAUGAGCUGCCUUUCAUCUUGUUCUCCAGUUUCCAUUGUUGGUUUACUGCAGCUUUGUAUCCUGUGUCAAAUUCAAGGUAUUAUUGAUGAACCUUUUCAACCAGCAGCAAGAAGUUCAAAUUUUUUUUCUGUCACUGUAACAGAAAACACAGUAUGUAUAUAACAUUUAUGUAGCAAUAAAUGUGCCAUCCUUUUUUUAACAUA
This is a messenger RNA of Onychomys torridus (southern grasshopper mouse), 4865 nucleotides long. It is a transcript of the gene Tcf12, whose product is annotated as transcription factor 12. The record is from RefSeq and is a predicted model, not a curated record. Gene Ontology annotation, biological process: regulation of transcription by RNA polymerase II. Gene Ontology annotation, cellular component: transcription regulator complex. Gene Ontology annotation, molecular function: protein dimerization activity; RNA polymerase II cis-regulatory region sequence-specific DNA binding; DNA-binding transcription factor activity, RNA polymerase II-specific. The coding region runs from base 370 to 2538 and encodes 722 amino acids. Lineage: Eukaryota; Metazoa; Chordata; Mammalia; Rodentia; Cricetidae. The transcript is spliced from 22 exons.